AUGGAGCUGGAAAAGGAGUUUACAGAGGAAGAAGUUUUUGAUGUGAUUAAGCAUUUUGAAGCUAAUAAAUUUCCAAGACCAGAUGGGUUCUCUAUGGAGUUUUACAAAUCUUGUUGGCAUAUUAUUAAGAGUGAUUUCAUGAAGGUGAUGGGGGAGUUUUAUUGUAGAGGUACAUGGGACUGGAGAUCGAACUGCUCAUUUGUCUCUUUAAUACCAAAGAAGGAGGACUCAAGUACUUCUAAGGAUUUCAGGCCUCUCAGUCUUCUAGGAAGUGCAUAUAAGGUGUUAUCUAAGGUGCUGGCUAACAGGCUGAAGUUGAUUAAUCCAUCUAAAGGGCUGAGACAAGGAGAUUCCUUGUCUCCAUUCUUAUCUGUUUUGGUGGUGGAGAUCUUAUCUAAGGUGGUGUUGGAUGCAGUUGUUAGAGGACAGAUUCAUGGAUUUCAGGUUAAGGAAAAUGGUAGUAUAAUUUCCCAUCUGCAAUUUGCAGAUGAUACAUUAUUGGUUAAAGCUGAAUCUGGAAAAGAGCUUUUGAUUAGUGUUGGUGCUGAUAGUGUUAUUUCUUCCUUAGCUUUGGAGCUUGGUUGCAAGGUGGAGAAACUGCCAAUUAAGUACUUAGGACUGCCCAUAGGAGUUACAUCAAGAUGUGCAUCUGUUUGGGAUGAAGUAAUUCAAAGAAUGGAGGAUAAACUUGCAACUUGGAAGAAGAAAUUCUUGAAUAAGGCAAGUAGAUUGGUGUUGAUUAAGAGUUGUCUAGCUAUUUUUCAUGUUUAUUUCUUGUCAUUGAUUCACAUGCUUGCAGAGGUGGAGAAGAAGUUAACAAGGUUAAUGAGGAAUUUCUUAUGGGAUGCUAGUGAAAAUAGAAGGAAAAUGUGUUGGGUUUCAUGGCUUAAGAUUUGUAGGCUAAAGCAUUUAGGGGAUUUUGGAGUUAAAAAUCUCAAAAUCACUAGCAAGUCUUUCAAGGAAAAGUGGAUAUGGAGGUACUCUAGGGAGAAUAAGCAGCUGUGGAGAAGGGUGGUACAGGAGAAAUUUUGUAAUAAUCCAGAUAUUUUACUUCCAAGUGACAAUGUUAAACCUAAGGGGAGGAGUGUUUGGAAGAACAUUCUCAAUUCUUCAUAUUUCUUGCAGGAGAGUACUACUUUCAAGCUGAACAAUGAAAAUUCUGUCAAGUUUUGGCUGGAUGAAUGGUCUAGUCUUGGAAAGCUCAGAGAUAAGUUUACAGCUAUUUGUGCAGUGAUAAAACUGCCUCAGUUGCAGAGAUGA
This is a messenger RNA of Papaver somniferum (opium poppy), 1260 nucleotides long. RefSeq lists its product as uncharacterized. Bases 1 to 1260 code for a protein of 419 amino acids. NCBI's taxonomy places the organism in Eukaryota, Viridiplantae, Streptophyta, Magnoliopsida, Ranunculales, Papaveraceae. The record is from RefSeq and is a predicted model, not a curated record. The transcript is spliced from 3 exons.